CUCACCUAUUCUCUAAAUCCCAUUUUCACUGCAUCAAUGGAGGCUUCAAAUUCGUCGAUGAUCAACGAAGCAUACUGGCCGCUCCCUUAUCUCUACUCAUCUUUCACCUCCAUUUGGAUCGUUUUCGCUUCUUGCUGGAUCAUCAACACUUACAUUAAUCGCCAUUUUCAGGUGAACAGUUUACAAUGGACGCUUGCAUUAGUUCCUUGUGUUAAAUCUUUGCAGCUUGCCUUCUCAUUUCUCUUCUGGUAUUCGUGUUUCUAUUUCCAAACAUGCUCUCUAUGGAUGUCAUUUGGUGUAUAUGUAACUGGAUUGCUCUUUGAGACAGCUUCAAUUAUGUCGUUUUUACUUAUCGCGCAUGGCUACUGCAUAACUUCCGAGCGUCUUUCAGUACCUGAACGCCGAGCUAUGGCUGUAAUCGGUUGUAUAUACUAUCUGAUUCUUGUUGGUCACAGAGCUUCAAUACCAUACUUCUCAAUCCUUCUAAUGCUUGAUUAUUUGCUCAUAUUCUUUGUGAUAUUUAAUCAUAUAAAUCAGAACUUAUCACUCUUGAGGGAGCAGUUGAAUUAUAUAGAGGAUGAAGAUAUACAAGAAAUGCAUGAUGCUGUUUACACCAAAUACCUUAUGUUCAAGAAAUUCAAAGGUGCAAUGCAUAUUGUAGCUAUAGCAGAAAUUUCGAUCUUCAUCAACAUGGACAGUUCAGUUGAAAGCUAUUGGAUGAAGUUACUGGUUCGCGAAUGGGCCCAUUUCUGUAUUUUUCUGUAUAUUGGAUGGAUAUUCCGGUCACAAGAUUUGGCACCGCGAUUUUCGGUUAUGCCCACUCACAAGUCUAAAAGAGAGAGAGUUGUUCCUCCUAUUUACAGCAUUGAACUUGAUGCAGCGUCGUUUAAAGAUUUUAGUAGCCGGGAAUGGCAGAUUGGGGUGCCAACAUGUGACGACAGGAGCUCAAAUGACUCGAUUUUAGUAGUGAUUCAACAUCCUCAUGCAUCUAGGCCGGUUUUAACCAAGUCCGGAUCAGAAAUCUCUGCUACUGAAGCUAUAUCUUGUUUUAAACCUUGUGUAUAGUGCUUUGUUGUACAUGCGGUCCGUUUAUCAUAAUUCUGGCAUCAAAAUGAGUUAUGAUUUUGUCUUCAAAUCACAGAUAUACGUACACGAUUAUCGUAAAUAGUUAACAUUUUUUUAUGCGCUGAAA
Molecule: messenger RNA, 1192 nt
Organism: Helianthus annuus (common sunflower)
Lineage: Eukaryota; Viridiplantae; Streptophyta; Magnoliopsida; Asterales; Asteraceae
Exons: 9
Coding region: 37-1065 (342 amino acids)
Source: RefSeq, a predicted model, not a curated record